AUGACGGGGAUGAAAAUCGACGAAGAAUUUGUGCCUGACAGGCGCAUGGAGGUUGAAACAGAUGAUGAAGACAACGAAGCCGAAAGAGAUUGUGAUGAUGAUGACAACGACGAGGAAACUGGAUCCGACUGUGAAUCAGAAUUACCACCCUCUGUUAACCACUUUCACAACUGGCCUCAAACUUACAGGCAGUCUAUGGACAUGUACACAAUGCCACUUCAUUCUGUGAAUUCUUUUAGGGGAACAUCAGAACUGACUCUACCAAUCAAGACAUCAUUUGGUCCUCUGACUCCUAGACAAACACAUGAACGUGAUGGUUUGCGCAAGCCCCUCCUUAAGGCUAAAAGUUUGGGGAAAGAACAUGUUCCCGUCUCAACCUCCCCCAUGAAAUUAUCUCAAACAUCAAACAUAACAAUCUCCGGCCUCCCGCCUCCUGUCGAGCAGUGCUCCUUUUCUCAAGCAGUCCUUAAUGCCAUAAAUGUGCUCUGCGGCAUAGGAAUUCUAUCAAUGCCUUAUGCAUUUAAAGAGGGAGGCUGGUUGAGCCUUGUGCUUCUCAUGGUGUUUGGUGUUAUUUGUUGCUACACUGGAAUACUAUUAAAAAUAUGCUUAGAAAAAUGUCAUGGUCUCCAGACCUACCCUGAUAUCGGACAAGCUGCUUUUGGUUAUUUUGGCCGUGUAUGUAUAGCUUCUUCAUGUGUGGAGUACUUGAUAAUGAUGAAUGAUAACCUUUCAGCACUGUUCCCACAUGCCCACCUGGACAUUGGGGGGAUUAUACAUCUUGAUUCUUAUCUCUUCUGUGCCAUUAUAUCUACCCUUGUCAUCCUUCCUACAGUCUGGCUACGAAAUCUCAAUUUACUCUCAUAUAUUUCAGCUGGAGGAGUUGUAACAUUGGUUGCUGUGGUGCUGUGCUUGCUAUGGCUAGGGGUGGUUGAUGGGAUGGAAUAUCACCCGAGUCGAACUGCAUUAAACUUGGGGAACCUGCCUGUAGCAAUUGGUCUAAUUGGUUUUUGCUAUGGCAGUCAUUCUGUUUUCCCCAACAUCUACACUUCAAUGAAAGAACCUUCCAGAUAUCCAUCUGCGCUUCUUAUCAGCUUUUGCGUAUCUUUUGUUAUGUAUACUGCUGUAGGAAUAUACGGCUACUUGAUGUUUGGGGACUCUGUGAAAUCUCAAUUCACUUUAAAUAUGCCCACACAUUAUGUUUCUUCCAAAGUUGCAGCGUGGACUGUGGUUGUGGCUCCUAUUACAAAGUUUGCCUUGACACUUACACCUAUUGCAUAUGGUAUCGAAGAGUUGUUGCCUCCAGCUCAACAAAAUUCAUAUGCUGCCUCAAUGAUGAUAAGGACGGCUUUAAUGAUUUUAAUAUUACUUGUAGCUCUAACAGUUCCAUAUUUUGGAGUUGUGAUGGCGUUGACUGGAUCCGUACUAGAGAUGCUUGUGUCUAUAAUCUUUCCUUGUGCUUGCUACUUGCGCUUACUUCAUGGGCAUACCACGACAGUUGAGAUUACAAUGUGCUCAGUGAUGAUAUUGAUGGGGCUGGUGUGUGCUAUUGUAGGCACAUAUACAUCACUUGCAAGCAUACCUGGUUAG
Helianthus annuus (common sunflower) is the source of this 1587-nucleotide messenger RNA. RefSeq names its product amino acid transporter AVT1D. Bases 1 to 1587 code for a protein of 528 amino acids. The transcript is spliced from 10 exons. Gene Ontology annotation, cellular component: plasma membrane. The record is from RefSeq and is a predicted model, not a curated record. NCBI's taxonomy places the organism in Eukaryota, Viridiplantae, Streptophyta, Magnoliopsida, Asterales, Asteraceae.